Branchiostoma belcheri (Belcher's lancelet) is the source of this 1737-nucleotide messenger RNA. RefSeq lists its product as uncharacterized. NCBI's taxonomy places the organism in Eukaryota, Metazoa, Chordata, Leptocardii, Amphioxiformes, Branchiostomatidae. The transcript is spliced from 4 exons. The record is from RefSeq and is a predicted model, not a curated record. The coding region runs from base 92 to 1156 and encodes 354 amino acids. Gene Ontology annotation, molecular function: protein binding.
UUUUGUGGGGAUUUCCAACGUCAACCUUAAGAAAGUCUUAAGAGCCACACCGUGUGCUUGACAAGUUGACGAGCGUCCACUGUCAUGCGUCAUGCAGUUUCUCCUCUUUUUCAGCUGCGUUUUUCUAGCCGCUGGAGGCCAUGGUCAGAACGUUCUGCCUAACUAUCAAUGGCCCGUGUACCACCAGAAGUACGUACAGACUGGGUUCUGCGAAUAUUCCUUCUUGUUGUCGGUACAAAACAGCGAUGGAGUCUGCUUGGUGCCAGCAAACGUUUCAACAAGAUUGCAGGACAUUGAGAGGGACAGAACCCUGGAAAAACAGCGCAUGAAGCACCUGUCUUCAAGCCUGGACGAUCUCUCGGAACAAGUACAAAACUUGGCCUGGGACGUCAACAACACAAGCACAGGGCUGGCAAAAGUGGCAGGAGAUCAGGCAGAAGGCAAGACGCGUGACGAGGAAAUGGCGAGAGACCUGGCCAACGUCACGCAAGCCAUGGAAACAACACGCAAUGAGAUUGAGUUACUGGUACUGCAAGGUGAACAGAGGGCUACUAUCCUCGAACUGACCAUUCAGCAGCAAAAUCAAACCAUCGACGAACUGAAGACCCUCGUCCGUCAGCAAAGUCGGGACUUAGACGAUCUGAGGACCCUCGUGGAACAGCAGAGUGAUUCCAUCAGCCAGUGCGAGUCCAGGCUAUCUCAUCUGGAGGCUGAUACAGCAACAACCACAACAACAGGCCCGGCUGUAGCCUUCUCUGCAUCCAGAACAACGCCUCUUGGACCUGUGACCGGGCAUACACGGGUAAUCUUUGACCACGUGUAUGUCAACAUCGGCAACUCUUACAACCCCGACGAUGGUAUCUUCACCUGCAACACAGCAGGCGCCUAUAUGUUUACAUACUUCAUGUACAAAGCUAUUGAAGUGCCCCAAAUGGCAGUUUACUUGGUGGUGAAUAACACUAUUCAAACGGCCAUUUUUGAAAAUAACUCUAAAAUGGAUGAAGAGUCACACUACAGUGCCGACAUGUCUGGUAACAGCCUGAUCCUCGAGCUUGCAGUUGGGGACACUGUGUCUGUGGUGCUGAGAAAGAAUGAUUACAUCUAUUCUAAUGAUUACGACAAAUACUGCACCUUCUCUGGUUUCCUUCUGAAAUAAAUCAGAAGGAAAGAAAAAAAUGAUAACGUGUCAUGUGUGGCAUACAAUUAAAGUUCAUAUGGUGCAUGGGAGAGAAAUUCAAAGUUUGAAAAGAGCCAUAUCAAUACUAGUAUAUGUAAAGAAGGUGAAGUGUUUACUUGUCAGUAUCAGCCUACUAAAGUGCCUAGCGGAGCUACGUAUAUACUAGUAUAAGUAAAUUAGUCAAGCGACGGAGUGCCUACGUUCAGUAGGGUGUAUAAUAGCCAAUAAAAUUGUGCGCAGGUGUAGAGACUUUGUCACUCCCAUGCGUGAUGUAUACGUAGCGUUUUUGUGAUAUCAAGCCAUGAUUAUUUCACCCAUGCCAUAUAUAUCAUAUAUAUAUAUCUUCUUGAUUGGAAAAAUGCAGUUUAAAUCGUGUCCUUUGCACUAAAUAAGGACCAGUAUACUUUAUCUUUUUUUUUCUUACAGAUCGACAUAGAGUUGUAAUCCAAUUGCAAGAUGUAUACUAUUGACGAUUAUUAUUGACGCUUUGUUUUGUUUUGAGAAGUGUGUUGCCAUAUACUGCUGUCAUGCAGCAAUCUAUCCAUUGGUCAGUGUUACUA